Ustilago hordei is the source of this 477-nucleotide messenger RNA. RefSeq lists its product as uncharacterized. Lineage: Eukaryota; Fungi; Basidiomycota; Ustilaginomycetes; Ustilaginales; Ustilaginaceae. The transcript has a single exon. The coding region runs from base 1 to 477 and encodes 158 amino acids. The record is from RefSeq and is a predicted model, not a curated record.
AUGGCAAACUUCUUCCUUCUCCUCCCCCUCGUGGCAUCAGCCAUCUCCCUUUCCUCCGCCAACCCGAUCCAACCCUGGGCUUUCUGGAAGCAGACCAAGGACAGCCCCUCUCACCACUCUGGCGGUCUGGGUUCUUCCGUUAAAGGCCACUUCCCCGCCAUGUCCUCUCACCAGAUCGGCCUGGGAUGUGGUGUUAACUGGGGAAAAGGUAAACUGCACGCCGGUUUCGAUGGCGGUGACAAAUUUUCCGGCGUUGGUGGUGGGUUCAACUGGGGGCCUAACUCCCUCUCCGGCGUCAUUGGUCUUAAUUAUAAUGGUGAGAAGGUCAACCUUAACCUUACCAUUACGGACACCAAACAGGUGUUGUUCAAUGUGAACGGUAAAGAUUUGGACUGGAGAAAAGUGUCCGAGGCGGAGUUAAAGCCAGAGGGCAAAUAUGCUAAGACGGUUGAGCGUCAUAUGUACCAUGUGAAUUAA